Molecule: messenger RNA, 1496 nt
Organism: Saccoglossus kowalevskii
Lineage: Eukaryota; Metazoa; Hemichordata; Enteropneusta; Harrimaniidae
Source: RefSeq, a predicted model, not a curated record
GCUUACAGGAAGGCUUUGACACUGGGAUUAAUAACCCACCUUUAUCUACCUUAAUUUGCCGUAAUUUGCUAUCUGCUCGCAAACAACCAGAAGUUGUUACAGAAAAAAUUGCAUCAGAAGUCAAAAAAGGAUAUUUGAUUGGCCCCUUUUCUUCACCACCCUUUGCCAAUUACCGUUGUAGUCCAAUUGGCGUGGCAGAAAAGAAAUACUCUGACAAGAAACGUUUAAUCGUGGACUUAUCAUCACCCCAUGAUAAUGCAGAUACUCCCAGUAUAAAUGACCUAAUCGACAAAGUACAGUUUUCACUCUCUUACGUGAAAAUUGAUGAUGCAAUUUUAGCCAUUCAGACCAUGGGUAGAGGCGCAUUGUUGUGCAAAACCGACAUCACUGAUGCUUUUAAACUAAUCCCAAUUCAUCCUUCUUUAUGGCAUCUGUAUGGUAUCCAGUGGGAUAGUCAAUUUUACUUCUUUGUUCGCCUGGCAUUCGGGUCACGCUCUAGUCCAAAGAUCUUUGACCACCUGUCUACUGCUGUCUCCUGGAUUGCUCACCACAUAUAUGGCAUUAGCACUAUCUUUCAUUUACUGGAUGAUUUUCUAACAGUUGACCCACCAUCAUUUGAUGCCGAUCGUACAAUGGCUCUACUGACUCUGUUGUUCCGUCGCCUAAAUAUCCCUUUGGCACCACAUAAAACAGUGGGUCCAACCACAUGUUUAGAAUAUCUGGGGAUUGAACUUGAUACUCUUGCUAUGGAGGCACGCCUACCAGAGAAUAAACUUAAUAGGAUGCUUAGUUUGGUUGCUUCAUUCCUUGCCCGUAAAUCCUGCACAAAGCGAGAAUUACUAAGCCUCCUGGGACACCUGAAUUUCGCAUGCAGGGUGGUCACUCCAGGCCGGACAUUUAUUUCACGCUUAAUUGAAAUUUCCAAGGGAGUGAAGAGUUUAAACUACCAUGUGACAUUAUCGCAAGAAAGUAAACAAGACCUGCUGAUGUGGCACCAACUCCUCUCUAAUUGGAAUGGUGUUUCUAUGUUUCUGGAGGCCGAAACAACCCUAGCGUCGGAUAUGCAGCUAUUCACAGAUGCCAGCGGCAUAGGGCAUGGCGGCUAUUUUCGCGGUCAUUGGUUUAACGAACGCUGGCAGCACGGACUUACCCUUGACUCUGAUCCAGCACUGUCCAUCGCAUUCCAAGAACUGUACCCAAUCGUGGUAGCAUCAGUGUUAUGGGGUCAUUUUUGGGGACGCAGGCGAAUUAUGUUCAAUUGUGACAACAUGGCGACCGUUCACAUUAUCAAUAAAGGCCGCUCUAAGUCACCUGUCAUUAUGAAGCUAAUGCGACGACUAGUAAUCAUGGCAGCAUCCCACAGUUUCAUGUUUCAAGCUCAACAUAUCCCUGGGAAGCUUAACACAAUUGCUGAUUCUUUGUCUCGUUUCCAGAUACAACGUUUUCGAGAAGUGGCUCCACUCGCAGACAAAUCCCCGUGCCUGAUUCCCUCCAAA